This is a messenger RNA of Mugil cephalus (flathead mullet), 4344 nucleotides long. RefSeq names its product cerebral endothelial cell adhesion molecule (gene cercam). NCBI's taxonomy places the organism in Eukaryota, Metazoa, Chordata, Actinopteri, Mugiliformes, Mugilidae. Bases 671 to 2440 code for a protein of 589 amino acids. The record is from RefSeq and is a predicted model, not a curated record. The transcript has 12 exons.
UCAUCUGAGUGUGUCACCCGGUGAAAAGAUCCAAUCACGUUACGGUUCAUCUUCUGGAUCAAACCCUCCCCCUGCUGGCGAAUCUAUGAAUUGCUGCAGAAUUCCACACACUUCUCUUUGUGGACCGCAGGCUUCACUUUGAUACAUGGUAACCAGGAUCUCACUUACGAAGUAUUUAUACGUAUAGGCUAUAUAUUAAAUGUAUAUGACUUUUGCACUGUUGAUAUUUUGAGUGUGUAAUUGUCCACGUCGACAGUCAAAAUGUUUAGAGUUACGCGGUGACUCAUUCCGGCACAACUUCAUUUUUUGUUAUGUUUCUUUACUUUAUUUAUUUAUUUUAUCUUCCCCUUUUCCUGUAGUAAGCGCUCGAGCUUUCCUCUCCAGAUCAUUUCUCCCUCGCCUGCUUUAAGUUUAUGAACAUUCUCUCCACAAAUCACGCCUCCAUCUUUGGAUGAGUUUGCCACAGCGGAAGUUGUUUUGGUCAGGUUUGGAUUCGUUCUUGGAAAAAGCCAACUCCUACAUGAAGUAAGGGGGCUGAAAAUUUGGGAAAGCCCUGAUUUUUUUUUUCUUCCCCCCUUUCUUUCUUUUUCUUGGAGUGCUGACGCGUACAGCGGAUACGAGCCGCCGCUGAGAACCGCCGUGGACUGUUUGCCCUCGCAGCCUCUCCACCAUGUUUCUCCGCUUUCUAGUCUUAGGGGCCUUGCUUUUCCAGGCCGAGUGCUACUUUUCGGAGGAGAAGUAUCCCGAGGAGUCGAAAAUGCAGCCUCCCACCGUGGUCAUCGCAAUCAUAGCCAGAAACGCGGCGCAUUCGCUGCCGUACUACCUCGGGGCUCUGGAGAGGCUCAACUACCCCAAAGAUCGCAUCUCUGUGUGGGCUGCCACAGAUCACAACUCGGAUAACACCACAGCCAUCCUGAAAGAGUGGCUGACUGUCAUGCAGAAAUAUUACCAUUAUGUCGAGUGGAGACCGAUGGAGCAGCCCACGUCUUAUGCGGGAGAGCUGGGUCCUAAGCACUGGCCCAACAGCAGAUAUGAGUAUGUAAUGAAGCUCAAGCAGGCAGCGCUCAACUUUGCCAGGAAACGCUGGGCCGACUACAUCCUGUACGCCGACACAGACAAUAUCCUCACCAACCCAGACACCCUGAACCUGCUCAUUGCAGAGAACAAGUCAGUCAUCGCGCCCAUGUUGGACUCUCAGGGAGGGUACUCCAACUACUGGUGUGGCAUCACUCCGCAGGGAUACUACCGUCGGACAGCUGAGUACUUCCCCACCCGUCACCGUCACAGGGUGGGCUGCUUCCCGGUGCCCAUGGUCCACAGCACCCUGCUGAUGGACCUGAGGAAGGAGGGCAUGAAGAAACUGGCUUUCUACCCCCCUCACGAGGACUACUCGUGGCCCUAUGACGACAUCAUCGUUUUCGCCUUCUCCUGCCGGGCUGCAGAGAUACAGAUGUACCUGUGUAACAAGGAGCGCUACGGCUACCUGAACGUCCCGGCCAAACCUCACCAGACCCUGGAGGACGAUCGCAUCAACUUUGUCCACGUCCACCUUGAGUCCAUGAUCGACGGUCCCCCGAUGCAUGCUUCACGCUUCGUCCACGUAUUCCCAAAACAGAGGGACCUCAUGGGUUUUGAUGAGAUAUAUCUGAUCAAUCUGAGGCGGCGUCCCGACCGCAGAGACAGGAUGCUGUUCUCUCUGAACGAGCUGGAGAUUGACGUCAAGGUUGUAGACGCUGUUGAUGGAAACGCCCUGAACAGCAGUGACAUCAAGAUCCUGGGCGUCGACCUGCUGCCAGGCUACUACGACCCCUUCUCUGGGCGCACCCUGACCAAAGGAGAAGUGGGCUGCUUCCUCAGUCACUAUUUCAUCUGGAAGGAGAUGGUGGACCUGCAGAUGGAAAAGGCGCUGAUCUUUGAAGACGACGUCCGGUUUCAGCCCAACUUCAAGCGGCGAGUGCUCAGACUGAUGGAGGAGGUGGAACAGGUGGAGCUGGACUGGGACAUCAUAUACCUAGGCAGGAAGCAGGUGAAUCCCGGGAACGAGGAGCCGGUGGAGCACGUUCGGAACUUGGUGGUGGCUGAUUAUUCGUACUGGACGCUGUCGUACGCCAUCUCGCUGCAGGGAGCCUUAAAGCUGCUCAACGCUGAGCCGCUUUCCAAGAUGCUGCCUGUCGACGAAUUCCUCCCCAUCAUGUAUGACAAGCAUCCCAAUGAGGACUACAUGUCCCAUUUCCCCAACCGAAACUUGCAAGCCUUCAGCGCGAGCCCCCUCCUGGUCCAGCCUUGCCACUACGCCGGUGAUCCCCAGUGGCUGAGCGACACGGAGACGUCGACCCUGUGGGACGAUGACUCGGUGAAGACCGACUGGAGGGGUUCCCACAAGACCCUGAAAGGGGCCGCGCCCCAAAUGUUGUCAGCUGCCUACAGGGAUGAACUUUAGUGCGGCGCAGACGUAGCCGCGGAGAGCGUGCGGGUCAAAAGGCCGCGAGGUCAGAGGGACAGAUGCUGGGCGGAGAGGGCGUUCUCAGACUUUAUUUUCGGUCCACUCCGUGUCAAACCACUGACCUGAUCGGUGCCUUUCAGAAUGAACUUUUAUUUUUUCCCAAAGUAUUUUAUGCAUCAUCACUUUUAUGGUACGAGAAGAUUUUUUUUGGGGGGGGGACAAUAACUUAAAUAGUAAAUAUUGAGGCUGUUUGUAAAAAGAAAAGCAACAACAACAAAAAAAAAAACACUUGUACAGAUGUUUUAGCGUUAUAAAUGCGUGAACUUGCACAGCAGACUUUUCAUGAAAGCAAUCCAACGUUUAGAAUGUUUUUUUUGUUUGUUUGUUUGUUCAGACAUUUAGGUUAAGUUGUUUCAUCCGGACACUUUAUAUAGUUUGGAUGUGGGAUGUCUAGAUGAGACACUUUUUCUUUAAAUGUUCGCUUGUGGCCGCGUGUGCUUGGGAUGAUUGCAUGUUCAUAACCGUACUUGCAGAGCCUUUAAUAGGAAACCAGGGAGGUGGCUUUCCGAUGACUAAUCUGUCGGUGACAGACUGAGGUUGACGUAGCUGCACUGUUGGCUUCACAACUCCGGGAAACCCUGGACAAAAGUCACACUUUUAUAUGUUCUUUUUUUUUUUUUUUUUAUCUCCAUUUACCUGUCCGUCUUUGCAUUUCUAACAGAGUCCAACACAAAGCCACAUGUUGACUGAUCAAUCAGGAUUUGCAUUUCUCUUAGUAAUAACUCAUGUACCUCAGCUAGUAUUUUGUUAGUGACUCUAACACGUUGAAUGUGAAGCUUUUUCAGAAUGCUUCUUUUAUUAUCAGGUUAAAGUGGUAUUUCAGGUGUGGGGGUUGUAUGCGAUACUUAUCCAUAGUCGUUAUGUAACACCUUUAUUCAGAGAGGCAAACAGGUGAACUGGCACAGAAGUCAAGAAAUGGUCUUGUGUGGACAAUGCCAACAAACUAAACCAGACACGCCAGAAAAUUCACAGAAACCCAGAAACUAUCCCUUUAACUUACUUCUUGUGCUACCUUCUUGCCUGUGGCUGCAUUUUAACAAAUUAGCCACGCAAACGGAGCUCCAUGGUCAGAGUUAGUAUACCUGGAUAUUAUUAUAUAUUCUACUCUUGCAAAAUGUUAAAUUAUUAAAAUCAAUCUAUAAAUAAUAACUGUAACUUAAACUACUAAAGAGUUAGGAGGGAAUCUGAAAGACAAAUGUAAUUUAAAAAAGCAAUUAUCUUAGUCAGCUUUACUGUAAUUUCAAGUUGUAUAAAUUGGCUUAAAAAACUGUACAGUAAUUUAACAAGUCAGUCACGGCAUUUAAUAUCAUAUAGUAUGACUUUAGGCAACGUCCAGUAAAAUAAGAGAAGUAAUUAAAUGUGUGUUUGAUAUAUUAACAUGCUACCUUGGUUCAUAUGGUGUUAAACAUUUGUUCAGUUUGUGUAUAACUAUAAGCCAUUUGUGCCUUGUAUCAGAAAUCUCUGGGAUCAGUGGGAUUUAUGUCGCACUAGGAACGUUUUCAAUUUGCAAGUCCAAGUAACCGAUGAUGUAACAGCGAUGUCCCAUGUGGACUUAUAAUACAAACAAUCUCGCCACACUUCCACUUCAUUCAUCAGAAUUAUGAGGGUCUGAUUUCAUGUUCUUUUUUUUUUCUGCAUGUUUCUUUGCCUGUAAAUGUCUUAAUUUAUUUGUUGAGUCUGUUGCGAUGCGGUCCACACAUCAUGUACAGCGUGCAAUCAAGGGGGCCCUUCAACCUCUUUCGUUGCAUUUCAUACAUUUGUAUUCAUGUUGUACAUCGGAAUAAUAGGACGACAGGACAGCAAACUGUUGAGAUGUUAAUAAAAUGUUUUUACACUUUUAA